GAGGCUGGGUCCCUGCCCAGCGCGGUGAGCUGGAGCCAUGAGCCACUGCCAGCAGCGCUGCAAGAGGCAGCUGGGCCGGGUGAUCCGCUUCUUCUACCAGUUUGUCACCGGGACCCUCUCCCAAGGCAACCCGCCAGGCCAAACUAAAAAAGCGCUGAAGCAGCGAUUCCUCAAACUGCUGCCCUGCUGCCGGCCCAAAUCCAUCCCCUCGCUCAGCGAAAACAGCGUUGAGGAUGAGUUUGAGCUCUCCACCAUCUGCCACCGCCCUGAGGGGCUGGAGCAGCUCCAGGAGCAGACCAAGUUCACCCGCAAAGAGCUGCAGGUCCUGUACCGAGGCUUCAAGAAUGAGUGCCCGAGUGGCAUCGUCAAUGAAGAAAACUUCAAGCAGAUCUACUCACAGUUCUUCCCGCAGGGAGGUGAGUGCCCAUCCCUGUCCCCUUUCCCACGCCCUGCAUGGGUGCCUCCACAGGGCAAGGGUUUACACAGCACCCCCCUCACUGUUUACCUCCCCCCAGAUUCCAGCACGUACGCCACCUUUCUCUUCAAUGCCUUUGACACCGACCACGACGGCUCCGUCAGCUUUGAGGACUUUGUGUCUGGGCUGUCCACCAUCCUACGGGGCACCAUUGAUGACCGCCUGAACUGGGCUUUCAACCUCUACGACCUGAACAAAGACGGCUGCAUCACCAAAGAGGAAAUGCUGGACAUCAUGAAGUCCAUCUACGACAUGAUGGGCAAAUACACCUACCCGGCCAUGCGGGAAGAAGCACCCCGGGAGCAUGUGGAGAACUUCUUCCAGAAAAUGGACCGAAACAAGGAUGGCGUGGUGACAAUUGAGGAGUUCCUGGAGUCCUGCCAGAAGGAUGAGAACAUCAUGCGGUCCAUGCAGCUCUUUGACAGCGUGAUUUAGCUCCCGGACCUGCCUCCAGCUGAGCUCUCCUGCCACUGAGCCCAGAACCUGCUUCUCUCUCGACUUUUCCUUCAAGCCUGCUUUCCACCGGCUGCACAGACACCUCCAUGAAAAUGGGCCUCCCUUCCUGGAGACAUGGCCGGCGC
Messenger RNA from Strigops habroptila (Kakapo), 1056 nucleotides. It is a transcript of the gene KCNIP2, whose product is annotated as potassium voltage-gated channel interacting protein 2. Gene Ontology annotation, cellular component: voltage-gated potassium channel complex. The transcript is spliced from 8 exons. Gene Ontology annotation, biological process: regulation of potassium ion transmembrane transport. The record is from RefSeq and is a predicted model, not a curated record. Gene Ontology annotation, molecular function: calcium ion binding; potassium channel regulator activity. NCBI's taxonomy places the organism in Eukaryota, Metazoa, Chordata, Aves, Psittaciformes, Psittacidae. The coding region runs from base 38 to 910 and encodes 290 amino acids.